Messenger RNA from Nematolebias whitei (Rio pearlfish), 730 nucleotides. It is a transcript of the gene gatd1, whose product is annotated as glutamine amidotransferase class 1 domain containing 1. The coding region runs from base 69 to 710 and encodes 213 amino acids. The record is from RefSeq and is a predicted model, not a curated record. The transcript has 7 exons. NCBI's taxonomy places the organism in Eukaryota, Metazoa, Chordata, Actinopteri, Cyprinodontiformes, Rivulidae.
AGCUGACUGAACUUCCUGCUAGCGUCGUGUUGUAGCUUCUCAUUCAUUGUAAGCUAAACUUUAAUAGCAUGUCUGCGAAACCAACUUGUUUAAUAGUGGCGAGCGCUUCUCCUCAAGGGGUGUCAGCCAAAUCUUUUCUUCAGUGCUUCAGUCUUUGUAGCACAGCGUUUAAUCUCCAGGUGGCCACGCCAGGGGGAAAGACCAUCGACUUUGUUGGAGUGGAUGAAAGCACGGCUCGAUGGGUGCAGGACUUCAACGUAAAAUCCUACGCAACACCAGCCAAACUCGAAUCCAUAGAUGGAGCCAGAUAUCAGGCGCUGCUCAUCCCAGACUGCCCCGGUGCGCUGCACGACCUGGCCAGCAGCGGCUCUCUGCACCGCAUUCUUACGCAGUUCAUCUCUCAGCAAAAGGCGGUAUGUGCCGUGGGUCAGGGCGUGUCAGCUCUGUGCUGUGCCACAGAUGGGCAGAGGUGGAUUUUCAGCGGUUACAGCUUAACCGGGCCGUCGGUGUUCGAACUGGUGCGGAAGCCCGACUUUGCCAAUCUGCCUCUGAUUGUUGAAGAUUUUGUAAAAGACAGCGGUGGGUCGUACACAGCAAGUGAAGAAGACGCCGUCCAUGUGGUCAUAGACAGACACCUAGUAACUGGACAGAACAUGCAGUCAACGUCCCUCGCUGUGAAUAAUCUAAUCUUGCUUUGUAACGCAAAAUAAAUGUUUUUGUACAACUCUUA